AUGCAACCUAAAGUCCAACUCCAAUAAAAUGCAUAAUAAAUUUUAAAAAAAGAAAAUAUAGCUUCAUAAUUAAUUGUCGAAGACCACCUAAAGAACAUGCUAGCUAAAUCCCGAAACUGUACUUAUAAACCAUGGAAAAGUAGCAAUGCACCAAAGAAUGCGCAUUCUCCAUUUGGUGAUUAUCCCCCAGAAUAUAUUCCUACUUAAAAAUGCCUUGAAAAGAAGCAUAUUCCUAUAUACGAGGAUUCAUAAGCCGCGACAACAAUAAAUAAAUACUAGGGUUUAAGAUAAGGUACGGGUGGAAAAACAUCAACUUAAUUACCCCAUAAAUAAUUUUGUAUACCUCCCUAGCCUGUUUCUGGUGCUUUUUUAUAAAGAAAGAUUCCUCUUUCAGAAUUUCGAAGAUAUUAUGAUAGAGGUGAUUUACCUAUCAAAAUAGAUCAUUAAGGAUCUGUAAAUAAUAUUAUAUGGAAAAUAUCACCUGAAUAACUUGAUUAUCAUCAUUAUUUGCCUAUUUUCUUUGACGGAUUAAGAGAAAGAAUUGAUCCUUAUAGAUUUUUAGCUAUUUUAGGUACUAAUGAUUUACUUUAGAAAGGUUCAACUGCGCUAAAUACUAGACAUCAUGAAAUUAUUUCAAUUGUACUUAAAAUUUUAUAAAAACUAGUCUAAAGCGGAGAUAUGAUUGGAGAAGCUUUAGUACCUUAUUAUAGAUAAAUAUUACCUAUUUUAAAUAUGUUUAAAAAUAAAAACAAUAAUAUUGGUGAUUAUAUUGAAUAUGGUUAAAGAAAAAAACUCAGUUUAGGAGAUCUUAUAUAAGAAACUUUAGAAUUAUUUGAAUAAACAGGAGGAGAAGAUGCAUUUAUUAAUAUCAAAUAUAUGAUUCCAACUUAUGAAAGUUGUGUGCAUAACUGA
Messenger RNA from Ichthyophthirius multifiliis, 912 nucleotides. RefSeq lists its product as hypothetical. The record is from RefSeq and is a predicted model, not a curated record. The transcript has 5 exons. Lineage: Eukaryota; Ciliophora; Oligohymenophorea; Hymenostomatida. Gene Ontology annotation, molecular function: Hsp70 protein binding; Hsp90 protein binding.